Hydractinia symbiolongicarpus is the source of this 1216-nucleotide messenger RNA. RefSeq names its product trans-1,2-dihydrobenzene-1,2-diol dehydrogenase-like. The record is from RefSeq and is a predicted model, not a curated record. Gene Ontology annotation, molecular function: nucleotide binding. The transcript is spliced from 4 exons. Bases 104 to 1126 code for a protein of 340 amino acids. Lineage: Eukaryota; Metazoa; Cnidaria; Hydrozoa; Anthoathecata; Hydractiniidae.
UUUAUCCUAACUCAAAUGUAUAUAGUAAACAGUAGCUUUAGUUUAUUGACAUUUGCAUUGAUGGCAAAAUAUGUGAAUUUGUGCAUUAACAGGUGUAUACAAAAUGACUUCUCUCAGUGAAAGAACGUUGCGAUGGGGCAUUAUUGGAAGUGGCUUAAUUUGUGCAGAUUUCUGUAUAGCACUAUCAACAUUACCCCAAUCUGAGCAUGCUAUAGUGCAUGUUGGUGCACGAAGUAUUGAUAAAGCGAGAACAUUUGCAUCAAGAUUUAGCAUUGAAAACUUUAGUGACAGUUACAAAUGUGUGGUGGAGGAUGGAAAUGUAGAUAUUGUGUACAUUGGAACUAUAAACACUACUCACAAAGAGUUGAGUUUGCUUGCUCUAAAUCAUGGAAAGGCUGUACUAUGUGAAAAACCAUCUGUUUUGAACAGUACUGAACUGGAAGAAGUUUUGAAUUGUGCAAAAAUCAACAAAGUAUUUUACAUGGAGGCAGUAUGGACGAGAUGUCUACCGCUUCAUCGGCAAGUGCUUACCAAACUUAAUAAUGGGGAUUACGGUGAUUUAAAUGUUAUGCUGGGUACAUUUGGUUUCCCCUUGUUUGACCGACAACGUAUCUAUGAUCCAAAUUUGGGAGGAAGUAUUUUAUUAGACAUAGGAUUGUACCUGCUUACUAUGGCUGAUAUGAUGUUUGGUGAGCACAAGUUGAAAGAAAUACAUGCUUGUGGCCAUGUUGAAAAAACUGGAGUUGAUCGAUCAGCAAGUGUAACUUUAACAUUUGAAGGAAAUAAGAUAGCACAGUUACUUGCAAGUGGUGAUCACACUCUGCCGAAUGACUGUGUGUUACUUUGCAGUAAAGCAAAUGUGAGAAUCAUCAAACCAUUUUGGUCGUCUGAGAAAUACAUUGAGGAGUAUGUAAACGGAGAAACGAAGGAACACGAUUUUCCACAUCCUGUUGCCGCUAUGGAAACUAAUUUUGUAAAUUCAACUGGUUUAAGUUACGAAGCUGCACAUGUGAGGAAAUGCUUGGUUAAUGGUCUGUUGGAAAGCCCACUUAUCCCUCACGAUACUACCAGACGCAUUAUGGGAUACUUGGACCAAUUGAGACGCCAAUUGACGAAAAAUUUGUAAACACGAUAAAAAGGAACGAACGUUCCAAUCAUAUAUACGCUCUUAUUUUUUUACUUUUGUAUUUAUAUAUUAUAGAUGUUAGAAUUUUGA